This is a messenger RNA of Argiope bruennichi, 2464 nucleotides long. RefSeq names its product bleomycin hydrolase-like. The transcript has 12 exons. Gene Ontology annotation, biological process: proteolysis; response to toxic substance; L-homocysteine catabolic process. Gene Ontology annotation, cellular component: cytoplasm. The record is from RefSeq and is a predicted model, not a curated record. Lineage: Eukaryota; Metazoa; Arthropoda; Arachnida; Araneae; Araneidae. Gene Ontology annotation, molecular function: cysteine-type aminopeptidase activity. The coding region runs from base 137 to 1633 and encodes 498 amino acids.
GAAGAGUUGUUCAUGUGGCUUCUUGUUAAAUAAAUUAUCAAUUAUCUAAUUCAAAAUAGUAAAAUGGAAAACAAAAAGGGCGGAUAUCCAUGGAACUUCUAAAUGAUUGUUGCAUAAUAUUUCAUUGUUUGGAAAAAUGUCUAAUAUAAUGAAUAUGUUUAAACUUGGACAUUUAAAUUUGUCAAAUAAAAUUGGCUGUAUUUAUAAAGCAAAUCCUUUGGCAUCUGUUAUCAAGUCUCAAGCAGUUGGCCAUUCGCAUGUUUGGAACAGAUAUAUUUCAAUUCUCACUCCUGAAAUUUUAAAGCAAUUUAGAAAAAAUUUAGAAUCUGAUCCAAAAAAUCUUUUGGCUCUAAAUGCAUGUGCUAAAACAGAUCCUCUUGAAGUAUGCCAGCAAAGACAUAUUGUAGAAAGCUCAAGUCAUGUAUUCACACAUAAGGUUGACUCUGAAAUCAAACCAGUUACCAACCAGAAAAAUUCUGGUAGAUGUUGGUUGUUUGCAGCUCUCAAUGUUUUGCGAAUUCCUUUCGUAAAACAACAUCAGCUCGAAGACUUUGAAUUCAGCCAGAGUUAUCUUUUCUUUUGGGAUAAGGUUGAGCGAUGUAAUUUCUACUUACACACAAUUGUGAGUGUUCUCCAAAGAGGGGAGCCUGUUGAUGGUCGUCUAGUAUCUUUCCUCUUGCAUGAUCCCGUUGCUGAUGGUGGUCAGUGGGAUAUGGUUGUAAACAUAAUUAAGCGAUAUGGUGUUGUUCCCAAGAAAUGCUUUCCAGAAUCCUUUUGUUGUGAAACUUCUGGACGUUUAAAUGCUAUUUUAAAGACUAAGACAAGAGAAUACACCAAAGAACUGAAUCUGUUGGUUCAAAAGAAAAGUAGCCAAGAAAAACUGGAUGAAAAAAUUCUUGAAUUUAUGGAUGAGCUUUAUCGAAUAAUUGCCAUAUGCUUAGGAGUCCCUCCAGAAACUUUCACUUGGGAAUAUUAUAAUAAAAGUAAAGCAUAUUGUGUUGUUGGCCCAAUAACACCUGUUAAAUUCUAUGAAGAAUAUGUAAAGCCUUACUGUGAUGUAGAAAACAAGCUUUGUUUUGUGAAUGACCCGAGACCAGAAAAUCCUUAUGGGUGCACCUAUACUGUUGAUUGUUUAGGCAAUAUGGUUGGAGGGCGUCGAACUCUUUAUAUAAAUCAGAAAACUGAAGAUAUAUUAAAAUAUGCUGCAGAAUCCAUAAAGAACAAUGAGCCAGUCUGGUUUGGUUGUGAAGUUGGCAAAAGAUAUGCUCUGAAAUUAGGCAUUCAAGAUCUCAGAAUCCAUGAUUACAAGUUGCUAUUUGGAGUAGACAUUAAUAAAAGUAUGUCAAAGGCUGAGCGCUUAACUUAUGGAGAUUCUUCAAUGAAUCAUGCUAUGGUUUUUACUGCUGUUUCUUUAGAUGCUAAUGGCAAACCUACAAAAUGGAGGAUUGAGAAUUCUUGGGGUGAUGACAGGGGAGAUAAAGGAUACAUGCUGAUGACUACUGAAUGGUUUGAAGAAUUUGGGUUUGAAGUUGUUGUUGAUAAGCAAUAUGUACCUAAAGAAGUAGCAGACCUUAUAAAAAUGGAUCCAAAAGUGUUACCUGCUUGGGAUCCUAUGGGUACUCUAGCUUCAUAACUGUGCAAAAAUUGCCAUUAAAUCAUAAUUGCCUGUUAUGUUCAAAAGAAAUUUAUAUGAAGCCACUGUAAUUUUCAAAACAUAAUUUAAUUAUUUAUUUUAUAUUACAUAGAUGUUUUAUAUUUCUAUUAUAAGUAAAAUUACAAUCUAUGUAAAUCAAUGCACCAUCAAAUGUUUUUAUCAUGUCUUAAAUAUAAUUUGCUUUAUAAAUAUUUUAAGGUCACAGUAUUUUUAAUUGUGGAAUAUGUAUACUUUUUUUAGUCCGAGAAUAGUAGUGAACAACUCUCGAUUUAAUUAUCUUUAUUGAUACAUACAUAUACAUGUAUAUAUAUUUCAUUUUUAUUUGAAGUAUUGAAGAUAUUUCAAUAUAAUUAAGUGGUUGGUGCAAAAAUUGUUUGAAAGUUAAUUUCUCAAUUAGAUAUUAAUAAAUUUGAAUCAAAAUUUGCUUAUAAGGAUGUUCAUUGUUUGUGUUUAACACAAUGAAUAGAAAUUUGUUGAAUUAUAUUAAAAUCAUAAAACAAGAUAUUAUGAUCAAAUUGUUUUUGUACUUAUUUUAGUGAUGUUUAUUUACCAUUCUCAUUUUAAGUUUACAAAACUUGACAUAAAGCAAUAAACAUAAGUUAAUUGUGCUAUAUGAAAUGCAUUAAGAUGAAGUUUGAAUAACCUGCCAUUUGAAAUUAAAUAUAUCAUAGAACUUGAAAAGCUCAUUUUUCUUUAUGUGAAGAAUCUGAUCUAUUUCUAUACUUGUGCGGUUUUGCUAAUCAUGUACUUAAUACCUACACUGAGUUUGUUGUAAUACGGUAUGUGAAAAUAAAUUUUGGAAGAAUAUAA